Messenger RNA from Phyllopteryx taeniolatus (common seadragon), 3440 nucleotides. RefSeq names its product HemK methyltransferase family member 1 (gene hemk1). Gene Ontology annotation, cellular component: mitochondrion. The record is from RefSeq and is a predicted model, not a curated record. The transcript has 11 exons. Bases 159 to 1187 code for a protein of 342 amino acids. NCBI's taxonomy places the organism in Eukaryota, Metazoa, Chordata, Actinopteri, Syngnathiformes, Syngnathidae. Gene Ontology annotation, molecular function: nucleic acid binding; protein methyltransferase activity. Gene Ontology annotation, biological process: protein methylation.
AGUUUGCUACUGCGCCUUGAACAGCGAUAUUCACGCUCCCGCACUCGACGUGAAUGUCGAAUAAACGCCAGACUAGACGGCUAAAAAGAACUUUAAUGUGUAAAUGUAUGAUCAAAUGUGUUCCAUUUAGCCAGACGAGACCUUAAGUUUGAUUAAACAUGUGGAGAAAAUCAGUAAGCAGAAGAUAUAUUUGUUUAAUGGGCAGGAGUGUGGGGUUGGAGGAAUUUUGGGGCUCCUGUGCAGGGCGUCCAUGCAGUUCCCAGGCCUCGCCCUCAGGCAGGAUAAAUGCACGACAAGCAGCGGAUAUUUGGAGGAAAUGCUUUGAGGCUAAUGGUGUGACUGAACCUGACCUCUCCUGCCAGUACAUCAUCGCCCAUGUGCUCGGGGCUAAAACCAUUGAAGGUGUCAAGCGGGAGAGGUUGUCUGCAUUUCUCACCGAAGAAGAAACACAGCGAAUUUGGAAGCUCUGCGAAAAACGCCUCUCCAGGAUGCCUGUGCAAUAUGUGAUCGAGGAGUGGGAUUUCAGAGAUGUGACGCUGAAGAUGAGGCCUCCAGUAUUCAUCCCAAGACCUGAAACGGAGGAGUUAGUAGAAUUGGUCCUGACUGAUCUGCAGAGGAAGCCCGGCUCACCUACUUGUUUGGAAGUGGGAUGCGGCUCUGGUGCCAUUUCUCUCAGCCUGCUGAAGAAUCUGCCUCAGCUCAGAGCCAUUGCGCUGGACCAAAGUGGACAGGCUGUGGAAUUGACAAGGGAAAAUGCAUUAAGGUUAGGACUUCAAGACAGAUUAAAGGUUUUUCACGUAGAUGUCACAAAAGAUGCAGAGACUGUGUUGAAGCUGUGCAGCAAUGUCUCUGCCUUGGUCAGUAACCCUCCAUAUCUCUUCUCAGAAGAUUUGUCUUCACUGGAACCGGAAAUUUUGAGGUUUGAGGACCACGCCGCCUUAGACGGCGGCAAUGAUGGCAUGAAGGUUAUCCACAAGAUUUUAACCCUGGCUCCACAGAUUCUGUCGGAUGACGGCUGUGUUUACUUGGAGGUGGACCCCAGACACCCACAGCUCAUUCUGCAGUGGAUGGAGGCCAACGUGGAGUGGCUACGUUUGGCCGAGACGCGUCACGACAUCAGCAGCAGGCCUAGAUUUUGCAUCCUUCGGAAAGACAAGUCAAACGACCACAAGCUGCACCUGGGUUGAGAGAGCGAGAUCCUAUUAUGCUGGCUUUAGCCCAGGUCGCCAUAGCCCCUGCUGCCCAGCUCCCCCCCACCCCCCCUCCACUCCUGAGCCGUCAAACAUGCACCAGCUUUAACUGCACAGAAUUUCCUCAUAUUAUUUGCAGCAGGAAUCAUAUAAAUCGACCCUGCUGCGCUUUUUAAUCUGUUUGCGUCCCGUGCCACAGUAACACAAAAAAAUGUGUGUGCGAUGGCACAAAAGAGGCUCAAAGCUGAAGGUAAUUACCAAGGCUUUUCUUAGAAGCCUCCCUCUCAGAAUUGUACCCUCCUCCCUGGAAGCAUUUUGUAGUUCUGUGAAUUGCCUGAUGAACGGUCCUCCCCUUUGCCCGUCCACUCGCUGACUCAGAUGCAGGCGUGCGCGCGCACACACACACACACACACACAAUGUGGCCUUUACAGUUUCAUGCAAUCUCCCACAAACUCGAAGAUCAAAGGCCGCAAGGUCUCGUUUAAUUCCAGAGACGAUCAAAAGGUUCAAUUAAUUCCCGUACUCUGAUAAGGCCAAAACAAUCCUCGUUUAGAGCAACACCAAAAUUGUCAUCAUCUGCAUAUGACUGAAUACAUAACUGAGAUUCAAACGGGAAAGGUUUGAAAUUCAACAACAUUUCGUGGCAAUCAGUCGAGUAGUUUUAGUGUAAUCCAUUUUAACACAAAAAACCUCCUCGGGAUAGGUAACAAAUGCCAAAGCAGCCCUUGCCACCAUGUGUGAAUAUAUGAAGUAUUUCCUUUUUAAAGAUUAAAGCUUUAAUACAGGACAGAGGAACCUGACAUUUAUAUUUAUAUAUACACAACCAUUCAAAGGUUGGGGGUCAACCAGAGAAUUUCAUGUUUUCAAUGAAAACACAUUGUAUAUUGUACAUUGUAUGUAUAUACAGCAUACACUACCGUUUAAAAGUUUGGGGGUCACAUAGAAAUGUCCUUAUUUUUUUAAAGCACAAUUAAAAAAUUUUUUUUUUUUUUUAUCACAUAUCACAUUUUAACAUUAUCUUCAUUGGAAAAACAACAGUGCUUCUUUCUAAUUUCCAAGUGACCCCAAACCUUUGGAAUGCUAGUGUGACAUUUGUGCUCAUAUGUUGACAUACCCUGCCAGUUUGUAUCAUUCUUUAUAAAGAAAACAUGAAUGAUGAGGAAAAACAUUUGAAACCAAAUUCAAAUAAAACUAUAAGGCAUUGCAGAAUAUCACAAUCACUAAACCAAUGAUAGCAAUAAAGACAAUAAUCGGAUGGUCCCCAUUCAGUCAUCAGUCAUAUUUCCCCCACAAUUUUGAAUUUUUCACAAAUUCUGCUAGGGUAUGUAAACUUAUGAGCACAACUGUAUCUACUUACACUAUCUCUAUAUAGACUGGUGCUUUUCUUUCAAAAAUAAGGACAUUCCUAAGUCAUCCCAAACUUUUGAACAGCAGUGUGUAUACAGUAAUAUGGUAUUCUCAAGACAAAAACCUAAUGGGAACUGUUGCAAGUAGCCCCAAAACAUUGAACCCACAAAUCAUAUAUGUAUACAGCUGUAGAACAAAUUAAGAGACCCCUGCAAAAUUAACAUUGUAUGCCAACAAACGCCAGACCAGCAUAUCUUCACUAAGAUGCAAAGAAACAAAAGUGUUGACUGUAUGUCAUUUUCUGUAAAUCUACAUCAGCAGUUCUCAAUUUUUUAGACCAAGUACCACCUAAAAAAAAAAAACACUUGGUUCUCCAAGUACCCCAUCAUGACAUUAAAAUACCUUAGGAUAGUAGGCCCUGCUGUUCCUCAAAAAUGCGAAAAUUUUUAAAAUAUUAAAAUUUUUUAAUAUUAACGCUUUGAACAUUAAAACUACACUUAAAUAUAGGAAGAAGAAAAAAAUGUAAUAAAGGAAGAAAAAAAACUUCACUUGAAUAAUUAUUUUAUUAAAAUGUAUUGCAGUUUAAUAAAAAUCGUAUCUGAAAAACAGGUAUAAAAAAAAAAAACGUUCUCUAAAAUUCAUUGCUAAUGUACUAAAAAGUUAAAUACAAUGGAACUAGAGGGAGCCCACGUACCACGAGUGGUACUAUUGCCAUACUUUUAGAAUAGAUUGUGAUGCAAGUACAGCAAGCAUCACUGGGCCUAAAGUCCAUCCUUGAUUUUGAAGUAAUCUUAUUUUCCUUUUGUUUAAUCUUGCACCGGUCUCUUUUUUCCCCGCGCCGUACGUACUUUGUGUGUGUGUGUGCACGUAUAUAUAAAUAUAUAUAAAAGUAUUUAUUUUUC